AUGGAACCCAGAUUAGAGUCCAGCACCCGCGUUUCGCGCUCUUCCUCCAACGCAUCCAGGAAGUCCAACCUGACGCUCGACCUCUCCACCCUUCCUCCUCUGUCGCAACCGACACCACCCUCCAACACCCUCAUCUUCACCAACCUCAAUGACCUCGCAAUAUUCGGCGCCGAUUCUCUCGCCUCCAUCCGCGAUCUCAUCUCUCGAACCGCCACCAUUCACACAUGGGCACCCCUGAAGUCCUUCCGGCGAAUCAUUGUGUCAUUCUACGACGAAGAGGCGGCCAUCAAGGUCCGCCAGGUGUGGGAUGGCGAGAACGUCUCAGGGGAGCGUAUCCGGGUCUACUUUGGUCAGAAUACCCCUCUCGAGGUCAAGGAUGAGCGCCUGGCGCUGCCUGAUGCUGGCAAGCUCUUCUUCAUCUCCCCACCUGCAAGCCCACCCCAUGGAUGGGAGGUCCGCCAAGAGGACGCACCCAACAAGCUGGUCCACGCCGACGAUCUCGCCCUAGCCCUUGCGAAGCUUAACCGUCCGACAGAGUCACCCACCCUCGAGUCACCUGUGACUCCCGGAGACAGCCGCAUGCCCAGCACAACUCGCAGCCGCAGCUCCACUCUCAUCUACCAGCCUGACGACAAGAGCCCCAACAUGCCAGCGGUCGUGGUUGAGGAUAUGACCGAUGAGCCCGAGGGUUUGAGUCUCGAGACCAAGGCCAUCAUGGCCCACACAUCCAUGCCUCCUGUGGAGCUUAUGGCCGACUCAUAA
Clonostachys rhizophaga is the source of this 762-nucleotide messenger RNA. The record is from the annotation of a GenBank genome assembly. Lineage: Eukaryota; Fungi; Ascomycota; Sordariomycetes; Hypocreales; Bionectriaceae.